AUGAGCCUCCCCUACAACUCGGUGGCGGGGGCUGAGCCGUACGGCGACAUCGCCUCCCCAGUGUCUUUGGACUCCAGUGUCUUCUUCAGCGAGAUGACGGCGUCCUGCGUCACAGACCCACUACGCUUCUUUGUCGUCAACGUCGGGGGAAGUCGCUUCGUGCUGUCACAGGAGCUGCUGGCGUCCCACCCGGAGACCCGGCUGGGGAAACUGGCCCGCUGCGGCCCAGACUCGGCGCUGGAGCUCUGUGACGACGCCGACUUCCUGCAGAACGAGUUCUUCUUUGACCGAAACUCACAGACCUUCCAGUAUGUGAUGAACUUCUACCGGACGGGUCACCUGCACGUGAGGGAGGAGCUAUGUGAGAUGUCCUUCCUGCAGGAGAUUGAGUACUGGGGCAUUGACGAGCUCCGAAUCGACUCCUGCUGCCGCGAGCGCUACUACCGCCGCAAGGACCAAAAGGAGAACCUUGAAGUGGGGAGAGACUUUGAGCCCGGUAGCAACGACGAGGACUUUGUGGGCGCCGUGUGCCCGGCUCUCCGUCGACGCCUGUGGGACCUGCUGGAGAAACCUGAUUCGUCCCGCACCGCUCGCACCUUUGGCACGCUCUCGAUCUUCUUCGUGGUGGUGUCCGUCGUCAACAUGGUGCUCAUCUCGCUGGACUUAGGGGAGGACUUCGGCGCGAGCGAUGUCGGCAUCGGCGCACCGCUGCUGUUCGACGCCCUGGAGUACGUGUGCGUAUUCUGGUUCACGGGCGAGCUGGCACUUCGGUUUCUCUGCGUGAGAAACAAGUGUCGCUUCAGCCGGAGUAUUCCCAACGUGAUCGACCUGCUGGCCAUCCUGCCGUUCUACGUGACGCUGGCGGUGGAGAGCCUCCACGGAGGGUCCACCGAGCUGGAGAACAUGGGCCGCGUGGUUCAGGUCCUCCGGCUCCUCCGGUCACUCCGGAUGUUGAAGCUGGGAAGACACUCCACAGGUCUCAAGUCUUUGGGUUUCACCAUCGCUCAGUGCUACGAGGAGGUCGGCCUCCUGCUCCUCUUCCUCGGCGUCGGCAUCUCCAUCUUCUCCACGGUGGUCUUCACUCUGGAGCACGACCACCCCGCCACCACCUUCACCAGCGUGCCAUCCGCUUGGUGGUGGGCGACCACGUCCAUGACCACGGUGGGCUACGGGGACAUCCGGCCCGACACGCCGCCGGGGAAGGUGCUGGCCAUCCUCUGCAUCCUGUCUGGGAUCCUGAUCCUGGCGCUGCCCAUCGCCAUUAUCAACGAGCGCUUCUCCGCCUGCUACUUCACGCUGAAGGUGAAGGAGGCGACGAUGCGGCAGGGCGAGAUGCUGAAGAGGCUGGUCGGCGGCUCGGUGGGGGGGGCUGACCACGAGGGAGGAGCGGGAGGAGGAGGAGGAGGAGGAGGAGGCGUGAACCUGAGGGACGCCUACGCCCGGAGCGUCCUGGAGAUGUUGAGGCUGAAUGGGCGAGAGAGGGCGAGCACCCGGAGCAGCGGAGGGGAGGAACUGUGGUGGUAG
Anoplopoma fimbria (sablefish) is the source of this 1524-nucleotide messenger RNA. It is a transcript of the gene kcnv1, whose product is annotated as potassium voltage-gated channel modifier subfamily V member 1. The record is from RefSeq and is a predicted model, not a curated record. Lineage: Eukaryota; Metazoa; Chordata; Actinopteri; Perciformes; Anoplopomatidae. Gene Ontology annotation, biological process: protein homooligomerization; potassium ion transmembrane transport. Gene Ontology annotation, cellular component: membrane; voltage-gated potassium channel complex. Gene Ontology annotation, molecular function: protein binding; voltage-gated potassium channel activity. The coding region runs from base 1 to 1524 and encodes 507 amino acids. The transcript has 3 exons.